Caenorhabditis sp. 36 PRJEB53466 is the source of this 4120-nucleotide messenger RNA. Lineage: Eukaryota; Metazoa; Nematoda; Chromadorea; Rhabditida; Rhabditidae. The record is from the annotation of a GenBank genome assembly.
AUGUCUACGCUUCACGAUUCCGUCGAAAAAGCCGCUGUGAACCGCGCUGUGGCCGAUCAAAUCGCCACGGAGCAACUGGAGGACAAGCUCGCGCAAACGGGAGAAUCCAGUGAGGCCAGUGCUCCGAAACCAGUCAUGGGCAUGAAGAAGCUGGGAGCGAAGAAGCCGAGGAACAAAAACGGAACGGAGGUGGACAUCGAGACGAAUGUGCGCAGAGUUGGUGAGUUGAAAAGAGGACAUUCUCGCAUCUCCACUCGCAAAAUAUGAAAUGUUCAGCGAUCGACCGGAAUCAGCCGAUCUACAAGUACGCGGUCAUCAUCGAGAUCUUGCUCAAGUUGGCGGACAACACUGUCAAACCGAUCGAGGUGUCGAAAUCGAGGCGUAUGGGAACGGAGCACGAGCAGAACAAGGCGAUGUGCGCGAAAGUGUACCGGUUGGCGACGGCGAGGAUCCCGCAGUUCGGUGCCGGCGGACAGUUCUUCUACGACCGCCAAGCGUGUCUCUACUCGCUCGUGCUGCUCCAGGACGUCGAGAAGAUUCGUUUCACGGUGACGGAGGGGGUCUCGGAGCGUCCGAACUUUGUGGAAGCGAGAUUCCGCAUCGAAAAGGUGAAGGAGAGCUUCCAGAGCUCGACGAACGACGUCCGACGCACGUUCAACGCGAGCCCGGCGCUCGUGGACCGGACCCUUCUCGAGGCGCUCAAUGUCAUCGCUUCCGAAGCCGUCGCCCAGAAGUGAGUGAAAUUUGGGCCCGAACACACUUAAAGCUAAAGGGGGACGACUGUUAAUGCUCACAAUUUUGCAGCGCGAACGUGAUUCCGGUCGGCAAGUCGUUCCACUAUCUGUUGAAUGCGGCGAACGUGAAGUGAGUUUCUCUUGGUCCCUCAAAGUUGCUAACCACUUUUUGACAGCAUUCGAUUGCCGCAAAACGGACGGGACGGUCGGUACGGCGCCGUCGGAAUCAGCAAGGCGGUGAAACCGAUUCAGGGAGGCGAGAAGAUCGACGGAUCCGAGGCGGUCCUGGCCAUCUCGAACGAGUGUGAGUGACGUUUGACUUCCAGGGCCUAUAUCUCGGGAACCGAUACUUGUUUCGAAAAUUUGUCAACAGCAAAAUUGUAGCAAAUUUCUAGCUCUACAACUUUAUAGUUGACUAUUUUUUGUCAAAAUGUGUCAUUCUCAAGUUGUGAACCAUUUCCUAUAAAUCCCCUUUUUUUACAGUGAAAACGACGCUGUUCCACCCGAGAGACUCGACACUUGUUGACGUGUUCAGGACGUUCGCAGGCUUCCGUGACAACCUAGACGCCAAUUCGGAUCUCGCCCGAAAGAUUCUUCAGUCACUUCGAUACGUCGACGUGUACUGCGCGUACGGACGAAAUGCCAACAGCGUCGACGAGCGUGUCAUUGUGAAAGUUCGUACGUUUGGUGCAUCGGCCAACAACAUCCGGAUCCCGGAGAAGGGCAUGAAUGUGACCGAAUAUUUCCGCAACACUUAUGCAAUCACUCUGCGCUAUCCGUCCCUGAUGACUGUCGAGGUUCGUGGUCGCGACGGAAAGAAGAACUACUUCCCGGCCGAGCUGUUGCGCAUCUGUCCGAAUCAGCCGGUGCGCACCGAGCAGAUGAUCGACAGGGAGCAGGCGGACAUGAUCAGACUGUCGGCGGCGAAACCGCAAGUCCGAUACGACAACACGAACCAGGUGAUCGCCGAGACGGGCAUCGCGAACCACGACUUUCUGAGGCUCUCGCCGCCCGAACGCGUCAAGGGCAUUCUGCUGUUGAAGCCGACGAUCAUGUUCGGCGAGAACCGCGUCGUGCACUGGAGGGUCGGCGGCAGGGGACCGGCGACCGACUUUCAGGCCACCGGAAAGUUCUUCCGACCGAUGAAGUUGUCGAAUUGGGAGGCGGUUUUUGUGGCCGGAGAGGAAAAUCAGUGAGUUUUUGUGUGUUUGUGUGUGAACACAAAAAUGUGCGAUGCAGGUGCGCGGUCACGAUUCUCACGAAGGCGAUGCAAAAUAUGGGCAUGACGGUCGAGCCGCACGCCACGUCGACGAUCCGAACCGCUGCGGAUCUCGACGGCGUCUUCCAUAGGGCCAAACAGAACGGACGACAGUUCUUGCUCUUCAUCACCAAGUCGAGAUACGACUUCCACCAGGAAAUCAAGGCGCUCGAGCGGAAAUACGAAAUUGUGACGCAAGACAUUCGAAGCGAGACGGCCGAUAGACUGGAGAACAACUCGCAGACGAAGCAGAACAUUAUCAAUAAGGUUGGAAAGUGCCUCUCCAGUGCUGACAAUAUGGGCGCGCGGCCUCGGCGGCCAAAUGGCGUUUUCAUGUAUUGAGAGCAGGUUUUCUCUGAUUUUUGUGGUCAAAGGCGAUGAAAAAUGAUUUUUCGACAUGAAAACACAUUAAUUCUCACAGAAUUAAUGACGUUUUGGCGCAUUUUUCGCGGACUUUGCUUUUUCGCCUUCUCAUUUUGCGCUUUCUUGACCGUUUUCAGACAGAAUUGGUUUUGAGAAUGAUAAAUCACGUAAAUACAAGCAUUUUGAGCGCUCGAGCCGCUAAAACUACCGAAAAGCAACUGAAAUUCUCGCAGUUUUAGCCAAAAACCUUCAAACGGAUAAAUGUGAUUUGCGACUUGACCAAAUUUAACGCUCUUUCGCUUAAAAAAUUCGUAAUAGCCUAUACAAUCGGUAUAUCGAGAGAAAAAUUAGUAAUUAUCGAUUUUUCGUGGCUAAUCUGGCAAAAAACACAAAUUUCGCGCCAAUGUAUCGCUCAUUGGGCGGGGCGCACUUGCGCGCCCAUUGUCAGCUCUGGAGACCGUGGCGCCUAUAAUAGAAUUUGCAAACCUUUUUUUUUCUUGUUCAGACUAACAUCAAGCUAAGCGGACUCAACUAUGAGAUCCAGAACAAUGAGCUCAAGGAUCCGACGAACCUUUUCAUUGGCUUUGAGACGUCUUCGUCGGCCGGAGAAGUGAAUUUUCAACGCUUUUUUUUUGUUUGAAUUUUUAUACCAUUUUCCAGUUUGUCUCUGUCGGAUUUGCGGCCAACAUGUUAGCGCACCCUCAGCAAUUUGCCGGCGGUUUCAAAUUUGUGAAAAAGUCUGGAGAGGUACGCCGUUUUCAAUGCGAACAAACAUUUGAAUGCGAAAUUCAAAAGUUUUGCUGGAUUUUACGCGAUUUUUCGGGAUUUUAAGGAGAACAAGUUCAGAACCAUGAGACGUUUCGCAACCCUACAAAAAUACGAUUCUUUGCAUCAUAGCCUCAGGAGCUCUAACUUUAACAAACUGUAGCUACAACAACGCUGUUUUUUGUUCAGAUCUACAAGGGAAUCAUCAAAGAAACCAUCCACAAGCUCUUCGUGCUGACCCUGACCAACCGCUCGCGAGUCCACAGGACCCUCGACCCGAACGUGCUUCUCAAGCACGUCUACGUCUACUUCAAUGGCGUCUCGGAGGGUCAGUACGCGCUGAUCAACGAGGUCUACGCCGAGGAAGUGAGCGAAGCGAUCCAGAUGAUCAAGAACUUCAAGCCCAAAUUCUCGAUUAUCGCCUCGUCGAAAUCCCACAACGAACGCUUCUUCCUCUACGACGUGAGCGGCUGAGAACGUGAAAUUUUGAGCCGAAUCAUUUUGCAGAGGAACGUGAUCAACCUGGAGCCGGGAACGGUCAUCGACCACACGAUUGUCUCUCCGGUCCACAACGAGUGGUUCCACGUGGGCGCCGUGGCACGUCAGGGAACGGCCAAAGCGGUCAAGUACUGUCUGAUCGGCUCGUCGGAUCCGGACAUUACGAUGGAGAAACUCGAGACGACGACGCACUAUUUGUGCUUCUUGCACGAGAUUGUGUUCCAGCCGACGAGCCUGCCCGCGCCGCUCUUCAUUGCCGGAGAGAGCAGCCAAAGGGGAACCGAUCUGCUCGCGUUCCAUCAGAGGUAUGUCGGGCUUUGAGGGACCAUCUGUACAAGCACUCGCAAGUGUACUGUAGCUCUACGAACUUGGGACCAUUCGAAAACCCGCCAAAUUGUCAUUUUCCAGAGAGCUCCAUGGCAGUUCGAUCGAGGCGAUCAACGAGAAAUUGGCCUUCUAUGGCCAGGAGCUGCAACUAUUCGGCAGCCGAUUCAACGCCUGA